Pangasianodon hypophthalmus (striped catfish) is the source of this 896-nucleotide messenger RNA. RefSeq names its product mitochondrial ribosomal protein S10 (gene mrps10). Bases 75 to 701 code for a protein of 208 amino acids. Gene Ontology annotation, molecular function: structural constituent of ribosome. The record is from RefSeq and is a predicted model, not a curated record. The transcript is spliced from 7 exons. Gene Ontology annotation, cellular component: ribosome; mitochondrial small ribosomal subunit; mitochondrion. Gene Ontology annotation, biological process: translation. Lineage: Eukaryota; Metazoa; Chordata; Actinopteri; Siluriformes; Pangasiidae.
CCAGACCGGUGGGUGGCGCUGAUGAGGCAGUGUUUGAGAGCGCUUUCUAUUCUCCACUCAUUUCACUUCCGGUGAUGCUGAAAAUGGCGGCGUCCAUGCGGAUACUCUGCAGUGCAGGACUCCUGUCAAAGGCGAUACAAGAACUCUCGCUGAAGGCUGCUGUCCCGCGGUGUGUGUGUGCAGCUCGCGCUCCUCCAGCAUCAUCACGAAGCCAUAUUAAUGUGACUCCUGUGGCCUUUGUGAGCACUGCAAAUGUUUCUACAUCAUACUCCUCUCCUGAGUCACAAAUCACAGUGACGGACGAGCCAGACACACUGUUUCAGAAGCUGACCGUGUUGGUUAAAGGUCAUGAUAAAGCAGUUUUGGAUAGUUAUGAGUUUUUUGCAACUUUGGCUGCCAAGGAGCUUGGCCUAACCCUGACUAAAGUGUUUGAACCACCGAGGAACAUCGAGAGGCUCACACUUCUGAAGUCAGUGCACAUCUUUAAGAAACACAGGGUCCAGUAUGAAAUGAGGACACACUACAGAUCCAUCGAGAUUGCCAGGAUAACAGGAUCCACUGCACACGCAUAUCUGGAGUACAUUCAGCGUAACCUGCCCGAGGGAGUGGCCAUGGAGGUCACUAAGACUGCUAUAGAGAAAGUUCCAGAGCAUAUCCAGACACCCUUGUGGGAUAAGGAGAGCCACCAGGAAGCCAGCUAAUGAGGACCUUUUUUGUUCCAUGCCUUUUGUAUUCAAUAGUCAUUGCAGCUUUGAGGAUUUGAAUGAAAGGAGGAAGAAAAGACUCUCACCUCACAUUAUUUCAAAUCAUGUGGAUUUUGUGUAAAUGACAGCUUAAUUCAUAAAUGUGUCUCGUGCUGUAUAUUUAUAAGUGUAAACAAUAAUAUAUAUUAAAAA